ACAGCGGCUCCGAGGGGAAGCGGCGGCGGGACCGUGCAGGGCGCGCCGACGGCGCCGACAGGCCCGCAGAGGUGGCGGCGGCAGCAGCGCCGGGCGGGCCCCAGCCAUGGCCGACGACUUGAAGCGGUUCCUGUAUAAGAAGCUGCCGAGUGUUGAAGGUCUUCAUGCUAUUGUGGUCUCAGACAGAGACGGUGUGCCUGUUAUCAAAGUUGCCAAUGAUAAUGCUCCAGAACAUGCACUGCGACCUGGCUUCCUGUCCACCUUUGCCCUUGCCACAGAUCAGGGCAGUAAAUUAGGACUUUCUAAAAACAAAAGUAUUAUCUGCUACUACAAUACGUACCAGGUGGUGCAGUUCAAUCGCUUGCCUUUGGUAGUGAGUUUCAUUGCUAGCAGCAAUGCCAAUACCGGGCUGAUUGUAAGUUUAGAGAAGGAGCUCACGCCCCUGUUUGAAGAACUGAGGCAGGUUGUUGAAGUUUCUUAACUUGAUGGUAUAGCCAGAGUGCAACAUUCCUCUGCAGCCCAGUGGACAGAAGGAUUCAAUAAUUGUCAGUCAAAUAACAUGUCUCAGAAGAAAUAUCACAGCUCCUUAGUAUACUAAGUAAGAGUAAAUUGUACAUAGUACUGAAUCUGAAAUGAUCUACUAGUGUGUUGUAGGUGGAUGUUACUUUAGGCCGUGCUUCUUGUAUUGUGCAGUACUGGAGAGACCACCAAAAUAGCUCCCAUGGAGUUUAGCUGAGCCAGAUCGGCACAACGCUGUUGGCUCAGACGAGCAACCCACAGAUCCUUUGCUUUACAGGGAACCAGGCACACACAGCAGGGUGUAUCCUCAGGCCGGCCACUGCUACAUGGUGGAGAGCAGAUCAGUUGUGUAGUGUGAUCAAGGACAUGGUUGAAAGCAUAUUGGGAGAGAAGGUUUAUUAGCAGUGAUGUGUCGGUACAAUCAAUAAAUAUCCCGGCUUUCUUACAUGGGUGAUGCUUUGGCAAGGGUGUGCUACUAAUGUGGAUGCUAGCUGCAUCCUGCUUCCACUAAGAAGAAAGUUGUUUCUAUGGAAGCUGUCGCUUUAGGAGGUUUCCUGAUGCCCAGCUGAAAGCACCCAAACCGUGUCUCACUUCUUCAUAGGGUUUUUUUGUGUAAUAUGGUUGUGAAGAUCUCAUGUCUCAGUCUUUGUGUGGCUUCAUCACUGGUGACACUCUUAGCUCAUUUACUCUUAGGUUUUCAUAAGUAAAUAAAUAUAAAUAAAAUACAGUAUUUUUAAAUGACA
Pipra filicauda (Wire-tailed manakin) is the source of this 1262-nucleotide messenger RNA. RefSeq names its product late endosomal/lysosomal adaptor, MAPK and MTOR activator 3 (gene LAMTOR3). The record is from RefSeq and is a predicted model, not a curated record. Lineage: Eukaryota; Metazoa; Chordata; Aves; Passeriformes; Pipridae. Gene Ontology annotation, cellular component: Ragulator complex. Bases 107 to 481 code for a protein of 124 amino acids. The transcript has 7 exons. Gene Ontology annotation, biological process: positive regulation of TOR signaling; cellular response to amino acid stimulus.